AUGGCCUCUGCUCGUGAGAUUUUGUUUGCUGUUCUGGCUGCGGCCGGAUUCCUUGGUCUGGGCGCCUCCUUUAUCGGUGUCAAGAUCGAUGACCCCCCACCACAGCACAAGUCGCCCGUCACCGGCUACCCUACAUGGCAUCAGGAUUACGAAAAUGAGAACAAGGAAAUCACAAUGUCGUUCACCGUUUUGGCACUUAUCUUCACCUUGACCGCAUCCUAUGUUGCCCGUCUUGCCACCCGCAAGCCCUCCCGCUCCUUAACCGGCUUUGUCACCCUCCCCUCCGGCAACGAGGAAACCUCGACCCAAAUCAACGAGUUCUUUGAGCUCUACAUCAAUGCUACCAUGCUUGCUGUUGUCGCAUACCUCUUCUUUGAUGUCGGAAAGAUCUGGGCCGUCGUCGGAGCACUCCACAACCUCCUUGAGGUUGCUCUUUUGAUUGUCUUGCAGUCCGGAGGCAGAGUUACUGGCAUAUCGUUUGGACUGUACAUGUUCACUUAUGUCGUCAUCACCAUUCUCCUCAGCGUCUACCUCUCCUGGCCUCUGGAUGCCAUCUUCUUCCGCUGGCAAGGACUCUGCUCAGACUUUGGUUUGAUCGUGAUGUUUGUCCGCAUGCACAAGGCGACAAAGGCUCAACUGGACAGUUUUGGCGAUCCCAACAAGCAUGACCUUCAGCUGGCCGAAGCCCAAAGGGCCGCUGAUCGUCUCGCCCAGGAGCAGGAGCAGAGCGGCUUUUUGGCUUCUUCAGAAUCACUUCACACCGUCCGCCUCUCCCCCGCCAACGGAGGGGCUUCGACUUCUUCCAUCUCUCUCCCCACCGCCAACCCUUCGUCGUCGAACCCAUUGCACAACAUUCAUGCCAACUGGAAGCGCUUCGUCGCCCGUGCUCCUUCCCCCAGUGCCAGUGACAGGUCUGACCAGGAGACUCUCCUGCACCACGCUCCCCCCCAGAACGCCAAUGCAACCUUGACCCCCGAGUCGACCCACACACCCCGCUUUGGAGGCGAGUCUCAAACGGUCAUCCAGGUCCUCCCUGCCGGCGGCAGCCACCGGGUCUCGGUCCUCGCCCUCAACAACGACGAGUCGAUUUGGGGUGUCAAGUGGAAGAACCCCGACCAGAUCUGGCUCUUGGUUGCUGCCUCUGUUUUCCAUGUCAUUGGCAACUGUAUUACGACCAUCUUCAUCACCAACCUCUACGCCAUGGCGGCCUUCCAUAUCUCCUACGGACUCGCUUUCCCCCUCUAUGCCUACUACCUCUAUGUCGACAACCAUGCCCUCCGCCAGUCAAAGAUUUACAUGCCCAAGUUCUCCAAGAUCAAGACCUUCACCUACCUCUGUGUGUCCAUGAUCGGAGCCACUGCCACCGUCAGGGCUGGACUCUAUGUCUCGACCUUGAAUGCUGGCAAAGAAUAA
Messenger RNA from Linnemannia hyalina, 1413 nucleotides. NCBI's taxonomy places the organism in Eukaryota, Fungi, Mortierellomycota, Mortierellomycetes, Mortierellales, Mortierellaceae. The record is from the annotation of a GenBank genome assembly.